Metarhizium album ARSEF 1941 is the source of this 486-nucleotide messenger RNA. RefSeq lists its product as uncharacterized. NCBI's taxonomy places the organism in Eukaryota, Fungi, Ascomycota, Sordariomycetes, Hypocreales, Clavicipitaceae. The transcript has a single exon. The record is from RefSeq and is a predicted model, not a curated record. Bases 1 to 486 code for a protein of 161 amino acids.
AUGGCACCAAUCACUUGCAAAGUCAUCGACACCACCAACCGCGGACAACCCGGAGUCUACGUGGUCCUAGAGUGCAAAGAUCAACAGCAUCACGUCAUUGCAACACUGGAAUCAGUGACUGAUGAAGAUGGCGGAGUCAGUCUGUGGUUCCCAACACCAUCACAAGGUCGAACGGACGAAGUGGGGCCACAGAUUGUUGACAGCCGCGUCAAUCCUAGGGUCUCUUUGACUUUCUUCCCCCACGCGCCGCUGUCAACAUGCCCAGCCCCGUUCUUGUCGGUUCAGACGGACUUGUACCUCGACAGGGAAGAAUGCCACGGAAUUAUCCUGUAUCUUGACCCUAAUCCGCGACUUGAGCACUACCCUUUCCCGGUAGCCAGCCCGCUCACGCAAGUGCCGUCGCCGCAAGAAUUGCCAAUCCCAUCCCCGCUGAUACUGCCCCCGCCAGUCAGCCCAAAACAGGCAAUCGCCGAUACUUCUAUGUGA